Molecule: messenger RNA, 10118 nt
Organism: Harpia harpyja (harpy eagle)
Lineage: Eukaryota; Metazoa; Chordata; Aves; Accipitriformes; Accipitridae
Gene: SLC49A4
Product: solute carrier family 49 member 4
Exons: 9
Coding region: 333-1808 (491 amino acids)
Cellular component (GO): intracellular membrane-bounded organelle; membrane
Source: RefSeq, a predicted model, not a curated record
GCCCCGCGCCUGCCCCGGAACCCGAGCCCCGUCUACCCCGCGGGGGCGACGACCCGGCGGCUUCCCCGCCCCGCACGCCCCCCACAGGCCGCGGCCGUCCGCCGGCACGGCUCCCUCCCCGCGGGCGGCGGAGGGCCCGGCUCUCCUCCCCGGCGCCGCUUACCCUCCUCCCCUCGCCGGCGGAGGAAGGAGGCGGCCGCCGGCCCUCCCCGACCGCGCAUGCGGCUGUGCCGGGCCGGGGCAGGGCCGCCGCGCUCGGGGGCUGAAGUGUGGGUGUCCCUUCCCCCGUCCCCGUCCCCCUCCUCGGCGGGCCCCCGCCAGCGCCCCCGCAGAUGGGCUUAGGCUGGAGCAGCGCGGAGGAGCGGCAGCCCCUCCUGCCGCCGCCGCCACAGCAGCAGCAGCAACGGCGGCGGCCGCAGCCGCGGGGGCCGGUGGGGGGCCCGGCCGUGCCGGCGGCGGUGCCGGUACCGGUGCCGGUGCGGCGGCUGGCGCCGUUGGCGGGCCGCGUCUACGGGCGGCGGUGGCUGGUGCUGCUGCUCUUCUCGUUGCUGGGCUUCGCGCAGGGCCUGGUGUGGAACAGCUGGGGCCCCAUCCAGAACUCGGCCCGCCUGGCCUUCGGCUUCAGCGGCUGGGACAUCGCCCUGCUCGUCUUCUGGGGGCCCAUCGGCUUCGCGCCCUGCUUCUUCUUCAUGUGGCUCAUGGACAAGAAGGGUCUGAGGGUAACGGUGUUACUAACAUCAUCUCUCAUGGUAUUGGGAGCUGGCCUGAGAUGUGUUCCAGUUUCAGACCUAGAAAUUAGGAAGAAGCUGAUUCACGGAGGGCAGCUGUUAAAUGGCUUGGCGGGCCCAACUGUGAUGAAUGCAGCACCAUUUCUUUCCACGACGUGGUUUUCUCCAGAUGAACGUGCCACAGCAACAGCCAUUGCAUCGCUGCUCAAUUACCUGGGCGCUGCUGGCGCGUUUCUAGUGGGACCUCUUGUAGUGCCAUCUCCUAAUGGAACAUCUCACCUCUCGCUGGUAUCGCAGAGCAACAGUGAGCACAUCAAGGACCGCAUCGAGGCUGUGCUGUAUGCAGAAUUUGGAAUGGUUUCCCUGAUAUUUUCUGCAGCGUUGGCCUACUUCCCCUCACGCCCGCCAUUCCCUCCCAGCGUGGCUGCAGCAAGCCAACGGCUCAGCUACAGGAGAAGUUUUUGCAGACUCUUAAGCAAUUUCCGAUUCUUGAUGGUUGCUUUAGCCUAUGCUAUACCACUGGGUGUUUUCUCUGGCUGGUCUGGUGUUCUGGAUUUGAUAUUAACGCCAGUUCACGUAAGCCAAGUAGAUGCAGGCUGGAUUGGAUUUUGGUCUAUAGUUGGAGGUUGUGUUGUUGGCAUAGCAAUGGCAAGAUUUGCAGAUUUUAUCAGGGGCAUGCUGAAGUUCAUACUGCUGCUGCUUUUAUCUGGAGCAACGUUAGCAUCAACCUGGUUCACUCUCACCUGUCUAACUAGUGUCACUCAUCUGCCUUUAACCACAGCUACACUGUACACAUCCUGCAUUUUGUUGGGUAUAUUCCUCAACAGCAGCGUACCAAUAUUCUUCGAGCUCUUUGUGGAGACAGUCUACCCUGUUCCAGAAGGAAUUACCUGCGGAGUUGUCACCUUUUUGAGUAAUGUGUUUAUGGGAGUGCUUUUGUUUUUUCUCACAUUUUACCAUACAGAGUUUUCCUGGUUCAACUGGUGCCUGCCAGGAUCAUGUCUGCUCAGCCUGCUCCUCAUCCUGUGCUUCCGCGAGUCCUACGACAGACUCUAUCUCGACGUUGUCGUCUCUGUGUGAUAAUGCCGGACUGGUGAGGGGUUGGAAGAGACUGGAAGUCAGCUUUUACAGUCUGCACAUCUGCCUGGAUUUGCACAGCUGAACAGCGGAAGAGCAAAGAAAUUACAAGACUUAAUCGUGGUUUUAUUAGGGUGAGGGACAGUCUGUUCUUACGUUCAAGACCACCUUGAUUUGCGAUAAACGUGGCACUUGAGUGGUGAUAAUGAUGCUGAAAUGCACAAAGAUAAUAUAUAGGAUGUACAGGUCCUGGUGCCAGAGCUGGGGCUCUCUAUUUAAAAGGCUGUUGAUGUAGCAGUGAGGUGUACAGUUGCGUGUGUGUGUGUGUGUGUGUGCCGACUCACGGUUAUACACACUGGGGUACCAGUAAUCUUCAGAGUCUUCUAUCAGAAUAGAAAUAGUGAAUAAUCUUAACAAAAGAUUAAAAAAAAAAGGGAAAAAAAAAAUCUUUUUUUAAAGAUCUCUCUUUUAAAUGGCUAGUCAUUUAUAUAAUGAAUGUCCAUUAAACAGUUAAGCUAAAAUGAUUUGGUGCUUGUACACUACAUUUACAUUCUAAUAAAGUGAUUUCUGAUAUAAGACACUGGUACCAGGGUUUUUAGCCAUACUAAAUAUCCCAAACAAUCCUUGCAGUGUUGUUAGAGGUGUUUGUUAUCACCCUGGAGCACAUCUAAACGAUAGCUUUAGCUGCCACUGAAACCCAACUUGCACCCACAGUCGCCUCUGAAAUACCACCAUGGUUCUGUAUCUCCUGAAUAUGGAGCAUCUGUGGUAUCUCAGAAGUUUACUGGAGAGUCACUCUUGGUAAAUGUUGCUGUUUUAAAGGCCACCACUGUGUCACCUUUUCAUCCCCCAUCUCCAGUACUGCCUUUUUUACUGUGAAGACCUGUUCAUGCCACUGAAUACUGUGGGUGUGGAUGUCCGAGUCCCACUAGUUCUCUUCUGAUACUCUAAGGUGUGCGUGGUUUUCAGGAUUAGUUUAUGGCUGAGGGUGACGAAACAAUAUUGUUUGUUAACCGAAGUCUUUAAAAUCACUGUUUUCUAAAAAAAAUCUUUCUUGUUGAUGAGGCGCCCUGAUGGCGAAAUGACAAUGAGUUUGACAAUGAGAAAUAACUCAUGAGUUUUGGCAUAAUAUGGGAAAUAUAAUGCCAGCUCUUUUUAUCAGUACUAACCUGUGGUCGUUCUGGCCCUUACUUGAACAUAAAUAUUAAAGACACUUUGAAUAGUUUUUUAACUCAAUUUUAAACCUGCUAAUAAUUUCUUAAUUAUAUUCUUAGAUUUCAGUUCAGCAUCAUUUACAGUGUUUCCAUGUGUGUGUUCUGUGCUUUGUGUUAGGGGUGUGUGUUUGUGUGUGUAUGUGUGCAUAUUUAUAUCUAUGUAUACACAAAUAAAACUUAUAUAUAAAUCUUUUAUAUAUAAGUUACAUAAGGGUAUGUGUUUACAUAGGUUUAUUUUAAGUAAUCGCAUCUCUGGAUGGUGGUAUGCCACUGUUUGUAACUAAACCAGUCACUGCCGUGAAUGGAAACGCAUAGAUACGCUGUCUGCGACAUGAAUUUUUUUUCAGGGGGUGAAUGAUUUCCUAUUGUAGCAAUUUUAUCGCAGAGGGUGCAUGCGCAUGUUGGAGGAAGCUGGUGUGCAGGGUUCUGAGUCCAUAGAAGUCUGAAUGAAACGCCCUUUGCUCCUGUGCGGGGCUCUUCUCUGCCACCCUGGGGUGACAUCGACACUGUAAGCUCACUCAGAUAAGACCUGAACUGAGCGCUACCUUUCAGACACGGAUCCGUUCAUUCUGUCUGCUCUUUUUUUGCAGAGAGAAUAUACCACUAAUACGUUUAACUCAGGAGUGUAUCUGUGCAGUAAAAUAAAACAAGCUGUUCCCUGCUUUUAUGUUUUCAGAGCAAUGGAUGUAUUUACUGUAGUAACAGAAAAUUGACUUAGCUUAUUGCCUAUAUCAGCUACUAAAUGAUCUUUUCUGUCUUGAAGCAGGGUCUUUAUAGGAAUGGAACUAACCUACAUUGGGAUAACUAAAUCAAUCUAACCAGAACUUUCAGAUCUACUGGCAUCAUCCUCUUACCGUUUUUCAGAUGAAUGGUAUUAACUGUCCAAGUUUUUUUUACUAUGUUUUAGUGCCUGGAAUAGUUGCUGUAUCCAGUAGCUGCUGCUACCUAUUGUCUUCUGAAACCAAGGAUCGCUUGCCAAGAGUCUGAUUGGAGUUGCAUUGUCAUGGCAGAACUGCAAGCUCGGAUGACUCUUCAGAGCUCUGCUUCUGCAAUUUACUGUAGCUAUAUUAAGAUUAAAAUUGUACAGCUCAGGCACUGUCCCGAGUGACAGAGAUUUCUAAUCCUUUCACUGUCCUGACUAUUUUAAGAUGGAGAAGCACUUCAGGCAGUGUUCAGACUAUAACCUAUUUUGCCUCUGUUCCAGAAAGCAUUGAACAAUUCAAAAUAUUUGUCAGUGCUGCCAGAUGCAAACUCUCAGUACAGUCAGGGCAGAAGAGCGAACAUCUUGUUUUACACCCUGUUGAUAGUUCUUCUGAGUCAGUAUGAAUUGCUCACUGCUCUCCUGAACUUUGAUGCUUUGGUAGAAGUUUCUGUGUGGUGGGUUGACCCUGGCUGGAUGCCAGGUGCCCACCAAAGCCGCUCUAUCGCUCCCCUCCUCAGCUGGACAGGGGAGAGAAAAUAUAACGAAACGCUCAUGGGUCGAUAUAAGGGCAGGGAGAGAUCACUCAGCAAUUACUGUCAUGGGCAAAACAGACUUGACUUGGGGAAAUUAGUUUAAUUUAUUACCAAACAAAUCAGAGUAGGAUAAUGAGAAAUGAAACCAAAUCUUAAAAAUACUUUCCCACCACCUCUCCCUCUUCCCAGUCACAGCUUCACUCCCGAAUUCUCUACCUCCUCCCCCCACAGCGGCACAGAGGGAUGGGGAAUGGGGGUUGCGGUCAGUUCAUCACACAUUGUCUCUGCCGCUCCUUCCUCCUCAGGGGCAGGACUCCUCACUCUUCCCCUGCUCCAGCAUGGGGUCUCACACGGGAGACAGUUUUCCACAAACUUCUCCAAUAUGAGUCCUUCCCACAAGCUGCAGUUCUUCACAAACUGCUCCAGCGUGGGUCCCUUCCACGGGCUGCAGUCCUUCAGGCACAGACUGCUCCAGCCUGGGUCCCCUGCAGGGUCACAAGUCCUGCCAGAAAACCUGCUCCAGCGUGGGCUCCUCUCUCCAUGGGUCCACAGGUCCUGCCAGGAGCCUGCUCCAGCGUGGGCUUCCCACAGGGUCACAGUCUCCUUCGGGCAUCUACCUGCUCCAGCGUGGGGUCCUCCAUGGGCUGCAGGUGGAUAUCUACUCCACCAUGGACCUCCAUGGGCUGCAGGGGGACAGCCCGCCUCACCAUGGUCUUCACCACAGGCUGCAGGGGAAUCUCUGCUCUGGCGCCUGGAGCACCUCCUCCCCUUCCUUCUUCACUGACCUGGGGGUCUGCAGGGUUGUUUCUCUUACAUGUUCUCUCUCCUCUCUCCAGCUGCAGUGUUUUGUUGCACAGCAACUUUUUCACCUUCUUAAAUCUGUUAUCCCAGAGUCACUACCACCAUCGCUGAUGGGCUCAGCCUUGGCCAGCGGCGGGUCCGUCUUGGAGCUGGCUGGCAUUGGCUCUGUCGGAUGUGGAGGAAGCUUCUAGCAGCUUCUCACAGAAGCCACCCCUGUAGCCUCCCUGCUACCAAAACCUUGCCAUGCAAACUCAAUACACUGUGUCUGUCUUGGGCACUGUAGUGUGUGGUCUUAAUUGCAGCCCUCGAUGCCUCUGCACCAAAAUAGAGACAUUGUCCAGAGCUGAGCGGCAUGGCAGUGCUCUGCUGGAGACCUGUGCUGAGGUUGCAGGCACCGUGCUGCAGUCAAGGCUCAACCAGAGUUCCCAGCAAGUCUGACGGAAAUCUGCCUGAGUGAAAACCAAAGGAUUGCUCCCAAAUUACUUGAAGUUGUGCAGGACGCUGUUGCAUUCCACACACACAGUGUUCAGGCUUUAGGAUCUUAUUAGAUUAGCAAGUCUGGCUCAGGAUGGACAUGAGGAUUGCAAAUAUGCUUGCUGAGAUCUCUGAAAAAUAUUUCAUCCCCAUCUGUGACCAGCAGCAGCAUCUUUCUGUGGAGGAGCAGUCCAUUUCCUGUCAGUAACCCAACUCGACCCUUGGGAAUAUUUUUUGAGAAGGGUUAUCACUAGGUCCACCCUUGUUUGGAUUUACGAAGGGUCCGAGCUGUCAGGACUCUGCACUUUAUUAGAAGUUAGAAUUUGAGACCGCAGGGAGAGCCCUAAGCAGUGCUGAUACAAUCAGCAGUAGAGCAGAGUAGGCUCAAACCAGUUAAUAUUUCAUAUUAACUAGUAAAAGUUCUAAGUCCCUCUAACUUUUGAGUCAGUAACAACAGGGUUUUUUAUCUAAAUGAGGCAUUACCUUGCACUGCCGCAGAGCAGCUGACCUUGGCUGCUGCUUGGCCUGUGACUUGCCGGCGGAGGAAGGUGCCCUGGGAAGUCGCACUAUUUGCUUCUCUUCGUGGCCUGUAAGUUCACAGCCCUGAAGAACGUUCCUUCCCAGCAGUGCAGAGCCCCGUAACAUACAAGUAUUUGUGCUGGGGUUUAUAUUGAAAAUGCUAGGAAGGAUGCUCUGUAGCGACCACUCUCUCUUAAUAGUUCUUAGUAUGGGCCGCUCCUCAGGUUUGUGCUUGGCUUGGUAACAACUCUCAGUUCAGCUUCCAGUGCUGCUGGCAUUUCUUCUUGUGAGCUGCGGAGCUGCGCUAGCUUUCAUGCUGCUAAUGAGGAAGCUCAGGGUUAGUAGACGUAGGCUCCACUUACGGCACUGUUUACUGUUUCUUGUCACUGCUGUUACCCAUUAAUUUCCUUUUGAUUCCUUCGCCUUCCCGCGUGGCCACCUGCUCCCCUGAGCUGGAGGUAUGGAGAAGAGCUUCUAUGCUCCCAAGCCAAUUUUAGAGGGAUGGGUUGGCCGACUGUGUACUUAAUAUGCAUAAAAAUAGUGAUUUUUAGAAAAUCAUGCAAGCUGAAAGAAAGUGCAGACCCAAAGGAUUUUAUACAUAUGUGAGAAGAUAGUCUGUUAUGAGCAGACUAUAAUUUGCCUGAAACUUAUAAUUUUAGCUCCCACACCUAGAGAGGCCAAGCUGAUAGGCACCAUGCCUGUUAGGUAUUCAGGUUCACAGCAUCACGGAGUUAUUCCCAACCAUCUGACAGAGCUGAAAUGAAUGGGAGUGGGACGUCUUUAAUCUUGGAGGGGGUUGGAAAACCCCAGGCUGCGUCAGUGUUUGCACUGGUAACCCGGGGGAGCGCCAUGCUGAUGGACUGAGUAAGGGGAGGGGGGAUUUCCAGAGGGCAUUUCAACACUGAAAUACUGCGUUGAGUUGAUUGAAUCCAUAUAAAAUUUGAAAUUUUGUGGUGACAGGGUUGUUAAUGCCUGGCUUGUUCUACAGUAAACUUAGCAAGUGGCUGCGUAGCCUUACACUGCAAUAUAAACAAGCUUAAUUGAUUGAUGUGCAUAUAUUGGCUGUUACUGGAAAUUGAAGUGCUAUUUAAUUGUGAGGAUUGACUGAAAUAUGAAUGGGAAUUACACAGUUUGCACAGUGGAUAUAACUGUCCUGUAAUACUAUGACAGGAGGGUUUUAAUUGUUCGUUUUCAUUUCUUCUAUUGAGUCACUUGCAAAUAUUUAAUAAGUAUCUAUGACAAAGACGUUUUUAUGUUUCAUUAGUUUUGAGGGGUUUUCUGUUAGACUAAGUAUGGAUUGUUGUAAUAACUUGCCAAGACAACUGCUACACUGGUAUGAAAGCGUACAUGAAUAUUUGGUAUCGAUUUCGUAUUUGAUGUUGGUGCCGUCAUUCUCGGUGUUCAAGUGCCAGGCUUGGGGAGCAGGGAUGUGGUGUGUGCGAGGAGGCAGCAGUGCUCGUGGAUGCACAGUCGUGCAAGGGUAGAUGCUGACCCUGCCAAAAUGAACAAGAACUUCAUCAUCUUCUGUGGGCUCCAGCAUCAGGGCUGGGAGGAGAAGGGGGGCAUGUGGAGGGAGAAAAGCCGCCUCCUGGCUGCUGCCUCCCUUCCGACCGAGACAGCCUCCAGGCUUACUGCUUCACAUGUGAGAGAUCAUAAGUAUCAGCACAGGCUUCAUUCAUUUCCCUGCAGCCAUGACUGCUGCGAGGUGGGUUGUAGGUGGCACAGGAAUGUCUGCCUGCCUUCCUCCAGGACUGUCAUUUCAGACGGCAGAGGAGAAUUGCUGCAGAGCAGGUGGCAGCCCCACUAAAGUCAGAAGAUGAUGUCAAUCUGCUUAUAAUUUUUGCAGUUUGUGUUUCAAGACAGAUGAAACUAAUAAAUAGAGGAAGAAAUGUAACUCUGUCCAAAGUUUUGACAAGCAAAAGCAAAUAUUUGCACAGAUGUGCUGGCUCCUGCCUUUUACUUGGGAUCACAAUGUGUUUGGAGCAAUUCAUGCCCACCCGGAGCGUGGACCCGGUCCCACAGCCCCAGCACUCCUCCUGCUGCUGCUCAGCCCCCAGCAGCAAUGCGGGAAGCUUCGUGCCUGGGCUGGGGAGGGCAGAGGGGGAGAGGGGAAGCACUGCACUGCAGCCAGGAUGCCCAGAAGGUGCAAUGUUGGUGGGUGCCUGGGUUAUUUGCACAGAAGGGAUGUCUUCUGCAGCCCAAUUUUAGCAGGGUCUCAUUUUUUACUUCCUCAAGAAGGAGGUUCUGACCUUCGUUUUAUGUUUGUGAUGUGAUUUGUUCUACAGGAACAGCUAUGGCUGUGGCACAUGGCAUAGAGGCGCUGGUUUUCCAAGGUGUGGCAGAGAAUGCAGGUGGGACUUUCUCCCUGCAAUAACAGCUUUUCCUUCCACGGUCUCUCUCCCCACUGGCUUCCCCCGUGGGAUUUCUCUGUUUGUUUUAUCUGGACAGACUCAUUGCACUCGCUUUGUAUCGCUACAUGAAGAAAAUACCAUGAGCAAGCCACUUUUUUUCUUUGUGGGGAGCUUUUCCCUUUAGGCUCAGGCCACUUCUCCAACCUUAGCCCACCUGCUUGUAAAAGCUAAAAAACCCCAACCCCAUGUUUUUCUUUGCAGAGGGGAUGUGCAGGUUUGUGUAACGCUGGGAUGGGUAGCGAGAGCCUGGGUGCUGCGCUUGCUCGGUCACAGAGCUGCUCGGGGGCUUGGGGAAGGGAUGCUUGUGUGUGGGGUGCCUUGGUCCCCCAACCUGUAAAAGGAGAGGGGGAUGCCCCAUGUCCCUCCCCAGGCAGGGACACACAGCGGUCAGGGCUGGGAAGUGCUUUGGGAUCCUGUGAGGGACGGGGGCUGGAGCAGGGCGUGGGAAAUACCCUGUUUAAUGGGCUGCGUGUCCUCAGCCUUGAGACUUCCGUGGGGAGUGCAGACCCUGGUUUUCUCUGCCUGGUCCGCAUAAUCUGUCAGGCAUGGACAGUAUGUACUCCAUGGAUAGAAAACCCCUCUGGCAGGACAGGCUGCAUUAACAUACCGGUGGGAAAUAGUUAUGUUUAGGGAAGGGAUGCUCAGAGAGCCAGUCUGCCUGGAGCGGUCAGGGGCUGCUGUGCCCCUGGGCUGUAACUGGCUCUCUCUGGACGCCCUGGAUGUGCAGUCAAAGCCACAAGAAAACAAGAGUUGGUUCCCUCGCCCUGGCCCCUGCCUGUACCUCUCCUGCCUGCAUCUCUUCUGCCUGCCCCAGCCUUUCUGCUGGCACCCAUCACCUGGGCUGAGCAAGGCUGGCAGAGCCGCAGGGCGUCCCCAUGGGCGGCCGGCCACCAGCUGCUGCUCCCCCCCCAGGACAAUGAUGUAUUUUCCAGAUAUAUUUAUUUUCUCUGCCUAUGAUCUUUGCUAGAUUAAAACCUCUUUUUCCUCUACCAAGUUUAAUGUCUUCCACUGUCCAUUUUAGAAACAAGUGCUUGAUAAGGUGGAAAAAACAGCUUUUAAUUAUGUGACACACCUAACAGUUGGGUUUUUUGAACUGCAUGAACAUAUGGAGAAGGAAGAGGGUUUUACAUGUUGGAGAGCAUCUUUGUAAACUAUCCUCGACCUGUAAGACUGUUCAAUUUUACUGGAGUUUGUAUGCAUUUUACUUUUGUAAUUUUUUAAAUGAUUUGAUAAAUUUUUAUUUUAGGGCAAAUUCUACUUUUUGUAUGCGAUAUUCCAAUGUGAUGUACUUUUAUUUUUAAGAAAAUAAUGUUGAAACCACUAUAUACUUGUCAACGUAACACAUCCACUGUGUCAUUUCUUUUUAAAACUGGAAUCUGACCAUGAAGUGCGUGUUACUUUACGUACUGGUUGUUGCACAUUAAAGAGGUUUACUCAGA